AUGGGUAUUGAAGCUUUAGUUAGUUCCGCAGAUGAAAACACCGAUGAGGCUACCCAAGCUCAACAGGAAGCGAUCGAAAGAGAUAUGAAGUCUACAUGUCUAAUUUCUGGAAUUCUUCCACUUUCAACACUUGAUGAGGACUUCACUGGUCAUUUAGUUUACUUGGAAAAAUUAAAGCUUAUGAAACAAAAUUACCGAGGGAUUCGUCGACUUCGACGUGAUGGAAACUGCUUUUAUCGAGCAUUUGGUUUUGCGUAUAUUGAGUACCUGCUAAAUGGCAAGCUAAUUAAAGAAGCUGGGAGAUUCAAGAAGAAGUGUGAUGAGUGUAAGGAUACACUGAUUGCUAAUGGUUAUACACAGUUUACUGUAGAGGAUUUUCAUGAACAGUUCGUUGGAAUGGUGGAUCGGUUUACUGUUGAUGGUGGCACAUUGGAAGAAUUAGAAGAAGUUUUUAACGAUCAGGCAUAUUCAGAUUAUUAUGUCGUAUUUUUACGACUCUUAGUUUCUGCGUACAUUCAAAAAAAAGCUGGGUAUUUUGUAAAUUUUAUUGAUGAAGGUAAAACAAUCAAUCAGUUUUGUGAAACAGAGGUUGAACCAAUGGCUCGUGAAUCAGAUAAUAUACAUGUGGCUGCUUUAGCAUUAGCUGUUGAAUUGCCUAUUUAUGUAGAAAAUUGUCAACAGUCGGGUGAAUUGAAUCGUAUCGAGUUUCCUGCAUAUAGUGAUUUAAUAUUGGAUAAUGCCGGUGAAACAAGCAGUGAUAACCAUGAUAUUCACAGUGAACAAGUAUCCAAUGAAAAUGAUUCUUUUAUUAAUAAUUAUAAACAGAAUAGUAGUUCACCACCAGUUACAUUAUUGUAUAGACCAGGUCAUUAUGAUAUAUUAUAUCCUAAUUCAUGAAAAUAUUAAAGCAAUUGAUAAGAUCGAAACUGUUAA
Molecule: messenger RNA, 933 nt
Organism: Schistosoma guineensis
Lineage: Eukaryota; Metazoa; Platyhelminthes; Trematoda; Strigeidida; Schistosomatidae
Source: the annotation of a GenBank genome assembly